Messenger RNA from Populus nigra (black poplar), 1028 nucleotides. RefSeq lists its product as uncharacterized. Gene Ontology annotation, cellular component: nucleus. Bases 399 to 794 code for a protein of 131 amino acids. Gene Ontology annotation, molecular function: zinc ion binding; chromatin binding; transcription coactivator activity. The transcript is spliced from 2 exons. NCBI's taxonomy places the organism in Eukaryota, Viridiplantae, Streptophyta, Magnoliopsida, Malpighiales, Salicaceae. The record is from RefSeq and is a predicted model, not a curated record. Gene Ontology annotation, biological process: regulation of transcription by RNA polymerase II; chromatin remodeling.
CCUUCCAUUUUCAUACGAAAGAGGAAAAUUCAAAGUUGUUUUUUUCUUUCCUAACAUUCACAACAAAUUCUAUCCAAAAUCCAGAAGAUAUCUGGAAAUUUCGAGAUCUUGACACCAAAGCAUUUUGUUAUCCAAAUUUUGGUGCUAACCCUUUAUCUGAAUCUAUUAGGGUGUCUUGCAGCUCUUAUCUAAUAGGGGGUUUAAGAACUGUAAUUGGGAGACCACUUCAAGAUGACUAAGGUGGUACUGAUUACUGAAUAAUAUUUCAAAGCAGUCAUGAGAAUUGAUGCUGCUGCUAUUCCUCAAAUUCUUUGUUCUCCAGAGCAUCACAAGGAUGUAUAAUUUUGUUUGCCCGCACAUUCUUAUGACCUUCUCUUCGUAUUCUUCUUUACUUUUUAAUGUGCUCAGGACAUGGAAGAAGUGGCGGGAAAAGGGCACUGUACCAUCGCAAUUAUUGCGAGAAAGAUGUAACAGGGAAGGUCCGUAUCAAAUGUGCUGAGUGCCUUGAUUUUGGCCUGGGUGCAGAGUGCUUCUCUGUAGGAGCUGAGGUUGGACCUCAUAAAAGCAAUCACCCUUACAGGGUUAUGAUGCAGCAAAUGACGGGGACAGAGAUGGAAGGACAUCAAAUAUGUGUUAGCUACCUGACCAGAGUGGACCUCAUUGGAAGACAUUACCAGAAACAAAUUUCACUUUUAUGGGAAAUGAUUCAUACAGUGGCCCAGCCAAACUUUCCAUUACAGCUUCAGAACUUUUUUAAGUUUAAGCUGUCAACUUUCAAGUGCAAUGACAUUUAAAGUGAAGAUGAACUUUGAAUCUGACUUACUCGGGUCUACCGAUAUAGCUGAUAUUAGAGGACCAUAAAUUCCUCUAAGUGGUAUGCCUGUUGUCCCUCUUCCAGCCCAAUACAAGCGGAUCUUUAAUGUAUGAUGUGUUACUGCUGCAAUGAAUGUCUUUACAAGGGGUAUGGCAACACCUCCAGCCUCAUCUUCAAUAUUAAAAUCUUUCAGAACCAACUUUCCCUAUAUUUA